This is a messenger RNA of Fukomys damarensis (Damara mole-rat), 1895 nucleotides long. It is a transcript of the gene Acp6, whose product is annotated as acid phosphatase 6, lysophosphatidic. The record is from RefSeq and is a predicted model, not a curated record. Gene Ontology annotation, biological process: dephosphorylation. The transcript is spliced from 10 exons. Gene Ontology annotation, molecular function: phosphatase activity. NCBI's taxonomy places the organism in Eukaryota, Metazoa, Chordata, Mammalia, Rodentia, Bathyergidae. The coding region runs from base 1 to 1329 and encodes 442 amino acids.
AUGAUCGCCGGGGUCUUCGGCAAGCGCGUGUGGGCCCCGGUGGGCGCCCUCACCUCGCUGGCGUACUUCUUCCACCGGGAGCGGAUGGCCUCGGCCGAGCUGCGGGCAGCCGACGGCCAGCGUCCUGUUGACCGCAGCCUGCUGGAGCUGAAAAUGGUACAGGUCGUGUUUCGACACGGGGCGCGGAGUCCUCUCAAGGCUCUCCCGCUGGAGGAGCAGGUAGAGUGGAACCCCCAGCUAUUAGAGGUCCCUCCUCAGACUCAGUUUGAUUACACAGUCACCAGUUUAGCUGGUGGCCCCAAACCACAUUCUUCUUAUGACUCUCACUAUCGCAAGACCACCCUGAAGGCUGUCUGGUGUUUCAUCCUUCUGCUUCCUUCCCCACUUCAGGGGGGCAUGUUUGCUGGGCAGCUGACCAAGGUGGGCAUGGAGCAGAUGUUUGCCCUGGGAGAGAGACUGAGGAAGAAAUAUGUGGAUACCGUCCCAUUUCUUUCACCAUCCUUCAAACCCCAGGAGGUCUUUGUUCGUUCCACUAACAUGUAUCGGAAUCUGGAGUCUACUCGUUGUUUGCUGGCUGGGCUUUUUCAACGUGAGAAAGAAGGAUCCAUCAUCAUCCAUACUGAUGAGUCAAGCUCUGAAGUCUUGUACCCCAACUACCAGAACUGCUGGGGCUUGAGGCAGAGAACCAGAGGCCGGAGGGAGGCUGCUGCCUUGCAGCCGGGAAUCUCGGAGGAUUUGAAGAAGGUGAAAGAAGGGAUGGGCACUGACAGUAGUGACGAAGUAGACUUCCUCGUCCUCCUAGACAAUGUGGCUGCUGAGCAGGUGCACAGUCUCCCCAGCUGCCCCAUGCUGAAGAGAUUUGCGCAGGUGAUUGAACGGAGAGCUGUGGACACAGCCUUGUACAUCCUGCAGCAGGAAGACAGGGAAGGUCUGCAGAUGGCAGUUGGCCCAUUCCUACACAUCCUGGAGAACAACCUAGUGAAGGCUGCAGACCCUGCCCCUCCACCCAACAAGACCAGAAAGUUGUACCUCUAUGCAGCUCAUGAUGUGACCCUCAUGCCUCUCUUAAUGGUUCUGGGGACUUUUGACCACAAAUGGCCUCCGUUUGCAGCUGACCUCACCAUAGAACUCUACCAGCACCAGGAAUCUGAGGAGUGGUUUGUGCAGCUCUAUUACCAUGGGGAGGAACAGCUGCCAAGAGGUUGUCCUGAGAAACUCUGUCCUCUGGAGAAAUUCUUGAACACCGUAUCGCUUUACUCCUUGAGCCCAGAGAAAUACCAGACGCUCUGCUCCCAAGCACAGGAACUGGAACUUGGAAAUGAAGAGUGACUGAUUCACGCAAAUAACUUGACUUUGCCUUUAUACCGUGCCAGCUUUGAGUGUUUGGGACGGGGCAGGAGUUAAAGUAUGUUAAUAUAAGGUAAGGAUAUUUCCUUCCUAUAGGUACAGUAAGUUCUCUUUCUGAAAGAAAAAAGGUGUAAUGUUGAAACUCAGGGUUUUCUCUGUUUUGUAACUUGAUUUCUAUGGUCAGAAUAUGUAUGUGACUCUGGCUGGGGGUAUUACAACCUUCUACAAUUGAUUAGGACUUCAGUUUGGUUCUUUCUUAAUUUAACAUUUAUUGUGUCUCCUACUAACUAGUGGUUAUUAUAAAGGUGAAAAGGUUCUGCCUUCAAGAUGUUUCAAUCCAGUAGGAGAGGCGGUGUCUUAGUUACUUUUUUCUCAGUCUAGUCGGCUGGCUCCGAAGCAGGGGGGCAUCACAGAGGAGAAACAGUUCAUGGCAAGCACAAGGUAGCAAAGCAACAAGGAACCACUACAGCUUUUCUAUCUCUUAUGUCUUAUCCAGGCUACUUAGGGCAGGUAGCACUCACACCCUUAAUCCUAGUGUCCUUGAACUA